This is a messenger RNA of Apis laboriosa (Himalayan honeybee), 2830 nucleotides long. RefSeq names its product acetylcholinesterase-like. Gene Ontology annotation, cellular component: plasma membrane. Gene Ontology annotation, molecular function: acetylcholinesterase activity. Lineage: Eukaryota; Metazoa; Arthropoda; Insecta; Hymenoptera; Apidae. Gene Ontology annotation, biological process: choline metabolic process; acetylcholine catabolic process in synaptic cleft. The record is from RefSeq and is a predicted model, not a curated record. Bases 612 to 2498 code for a protein of 628 amino acids. The transcript has 6 exons.
UUUACCCUCUUGCCCGCCUCGAUCUGCGCGCGAUCCCUUUGUUCGCCUUUCCGCGACGCAGUCGCGCGUCCUUGCGAAUCGUCCUUUUUUUUUUGCCGGCCAGUGAUCGAAACCGCGCUCUCCUCUUCCAUCCUUCCAACGAAACCACCACGAGACCACCGAGACGAAGAAGAAGAAGAACAAGAAGAAGAAGAAGAAGAAGACGAACGAAGAAGAGAAUUUCGAGAGAGAGAGAGAGAGAGAGGAAAAUAAAAUAAGAGGUGAUAUCGAGCGUGCGUGUAUACACACAUAUAUAUAUAUACAUAUAUGUACAAAAAUUGUUGUAUACAAUCCAUAUAUACAUAUAUAGGUGCGUGUUGUAAGGUCACGGUGAAUUGGAUAGAGCGACGAGAGUGAGAGAGGAGGGACACGGCGUGGUUAGAGAGGCGAACGGAGAGGAGGAUUCCGCGCAAAAGCCGGCUCCCACGGCCGGUCCCCCACUCGCUAACUUGUUGAGCCUCUCUCUCUCCUCCUCGCCAGGACAUAUAUAUAUAUAUAUAUACAAACACACAUAUAUAUCCUCUUUCUCCCUGGAAUAAAGGAAAAAGAAAGAAAGAAAAAUCAUCAUCGACAUGAGGACGAGGAUCCUACUACUCCUUUUCCUCCUUCUCUCCUCGUGCACCGGCCCGAGCAGGGGCAACGCGGUGUCCCCGCAGAGGGGCAACGUGCACAACGACCCCCUGGUCGUGGAGACGACUAGCGGCCUCGUGCGCGGCUUCCCCCGCACCGUGUUGGACAAGGAGGUGCACGUGUUCUACGGGAUACCGUUCGCCAAACCGCCGAUCGGCCCCCUCCGUUUCAGGAAACCGUUGCCGAUCGAGGCGUGGCACGGCGUGUUGAACGCGACCGUGUUGCCCAACAGUUGCUACCAGGAGAGAUACGAGUACUUCCCCGGCUUCCCCGGCGAGGAGAUGUGGAACCCUAACACCAACAUAUCCGAGGACUGUUUGUACCUGAACAUAUGGGUGCCUCAGAAGUACAGGCUGAGGCACAAGGGGUCGGACGGUGGGUCGGCGAGCAACGGUGGGCCGAGGAACGGUCUCCUCCCCCUGCUGGUGUGGAUCUACGGGGGUGGGUUCAUGAGCGGCACGGCCACCCUCGACGUGUACAACGCGGACAUCAUGGCAGCGACCAGCAACGUGAUAAUAGCCUCGAUGCAGUACAGGGUGGGCGCGUUCGGUUUCCUAUAUCUGAACAAACAUUUCACGAAUAGCGAGGAGGCGCCCGGGAAUAUGGGGCUUUGGGACCAGGCGCUCGCCCUCAGAUGGCUUAGGGACAACGCGGAGGCGUUCGGCGGUGAUCCGGAGUUGAUCACGAUCUUCGGCGAGUCGGCGGGCGGCAGCUCCGUGUCCCUGCACCUGAUCUCCCCCGUGACAAGGGGCCUGGUGCGCCGCGGUAUACUGCAGAGCGGCACCCUGAACGCGCCCUGGAGUUACAUGAGCGGGGAGAAGGCGAACGAGGUGGCGAGGAUACUUGUGGACGAUUGCGGAUGCAACUCGACAAUGCUGAACGAGAAUCCAGCGAGGGUGAUGGCGUGUAUGAGAUCCGUGGACGCGAAGACCAUAUCCGUUCAACAGUGGAACAGUUAUUGGGGAAUUCUUGGCUUCCCCUCGGCACCGACCAUCGACGGGAUCUUCCUCCCCAAGCAUCCUCUCGAUCUGUUGAGGGAGGCCGACUUCAAGGACACCGAGAUACUGAUCGGUAACAACGAGAACGAGGGAACUUAUUUCAUCCUUUACGACUUCAACGAUAUUUUCGAGAAGGACCAGGCCAGUUUCUUGGAGCGAGAAAGAUUCCUUGCUAUUAUCAACAACAUCUUCAAGAACAUGUCUCAAAUUGAACGAGAAGCCAUUACUUUCCAGUACACGGACUGGGAGGAAGUGUACAACGGCUACAUUUACCAAAAAAUGGUUGCGGACGUGGUUGGCGACUACUUCUUCAUCUGUCCCUCGAUCCACUUCGCCCAAUUGUUCGCCGAUCGUGGCAUGAAAGUCUACUACUAUUUCUUCACGCAAAGGACGAGCACCAAUCUAUGGGGUGAGUGGAUGGGCGUAUUGCACGGUGACGAGGUGGAGUACGUGUUCGGCCAUCCCCUGAACAAGUCUCUCAAGUACAGCGACAAGGAACGAGAUCUGUCCUUGAGGAUGAUACUCUACUUCUCCGAAUUCGCCUAUUUGGGAAAACCAACGAAAGAAGACUCUGAAUGGCCAUCGUAUUCGAGAGACGAACCAAAAUACUUCAUCUUCGACGCGGAGAAGACUGGUCUUGGUAAAGGGCCACGUACCACGUAUUGUGCUUUCUGGAACGAAUUUCUGCCAAAGUUGAAAGGGAUACCAGAUCCAGCGCCGGAGGCCUGCAGCGCGAUAGCCUCGAGCGUGUCGGCCGGCGCGGGGGAGCUAGGGAAUUCCCUAGCGAUCACGGCGCUGUCGUCGAUCCUUGUCCUGUCGAGAGUGAUUUAAAGUAAGAACGGGGGCCGUUUAUCGAUCGAGAGCCUCCUGAAAGCCGGCAACCCGGGGUUCAAAGACAGCAGUUGCUUGCAUGCACGGGUGUUAGGCCCUCGUCCAGGAUCUCAGUUAGUGUGUUUCAUUUCAACACUCUCUGUUAAUCGUUCGGAACGGUCGAUGGAUCCCGGUCCUACCUUCUUUCCCUAUCGUCGUUCAACGACCACUUUUCUCCUCCUCCUCUUCCCUCUUUCCUCCUCUCUCCUUCCCUCCUCUUCCUUCUCCUCGCGCGUAGAGAAAAAAAUAAAUAAGAUGGAAGAAAGAAAACGAUUAAUAAUAAUAAUAAUAAU